UAAACUCGCAACCCAAGUCCCUUGUCCUCAGCUAAGAACUAUUAUGAAGCAAGGAUUUGGGCUCAAUUCCUUAUCCACGGUAUAAAACAGGAUUUUGCUUUAAAUAGCAGUCACUUGCACUUGUUUCAAGUCAAAACAUUUAAAAUUUUCAGAAUAGAAUACUUGAUUCUUUUAGUACAUGUUUUUUUCCCCUCGUAUUUCAACUGUUUGGAAAUAUUUUAUAUUUGGGUAAGUUGUCCAGCUAUAUAGUUCGUAUUUCUCUAUAUUUUUACUUAUCCUUAUUGGAAAUGGAGGUGAACAACUUAAAUACCAAACCAGUAUUUGAAAGAAAUGUGUAUAAGGCAUGUGGCAUAAAUGGGGUUGGGAGAGAGAAGACUUGGUACAUUUCAUUAGCAACUGCAAAUGGAAUAUAUAUAUUUUUUAAUAACAAAUUUAAACUGGCAGACAAAUAUGAGUGAUUAGGAUUUUUGUAUGUAGUCAGCCUGGACUUCCGGUGGAUUUUCUUCCAGCAACCAUCACGCUAGUCAUAGUUUUAAGUAACAGUGUUUUGUGUGGUUUUGUUGCUUUUUAAUUAAAAAAUCACUACCACCACCACUACUAAAAGCCCACAAAUUUUUGGCUUCUGGACUUUUCAAAAUACAUGGUAGACUUCUGAUUUUAGACUUUUUUGUUUGGGGGAGGCAGGGGGAGACAGAAGGGAUGCUGAACCCAGAAAUGUAGAAUGGCAAAAGAGCCUUGUGGGAGAUUUAAAGUUGAGGCAGUGCCUGACUUUGGGAUAGAGUGAUACUGAUUGGGGGGUAAGAGCUUCAGGUUUCCCCAGCAAUAACUCACCUAUUCCCUUCUGCUCAAGAAAGAUCAUGUUGACUUGGAAUUAUAGCAGGAGAACUGUUGGGGCCCCAACUGUUGCUGUCUCUGCACAGGGUUAUGUCCAGAGCACCUACCUGCUUGCAGGUCAGGAUAGGGUUUCAGGGCUAGUUCAGGAGAAAAUCCCAACCCACCAGUGCAACCAAAAGGGGCAGGGAGUGGAGGGAGAGCUUCACCUAUAGCCAGGGUUUUCACAAGCAGCAUUUUUUCCCUCCUGACAUCUGAGCUCUAAGCUCUGAACCCAGCCUGUAUUAUAGCAAGUUCUCUGGUCUAAUUCAUGUUUGGUAACCUGUACUCAGUCACCUUUCUGUGUGAUUUGUAUUUGAAAUGUAAAUUUGACUUGGUUGGUAUUUCCAUUAAAAUAUCAGGGUUAAUGCUGUGUAUAUAUUUUUCUUACUAAUGAUUUUAUAAACAGACUCCCUGGCAAUCCUAGGAGGAGGAAAAAAGCUGCCAAUGGCUUAAUAGGAUAACAUGAAAAUGAAAUUGGAGGUGUCUCUAUAAUGGCUUCUCUUCAGUCCUGUGUGGUGAAAUACAGUAUUAUAUUAGGAUCUUCAAUGCUAUGGCUGUAACAUGCCCUCUCAAAAUCUUUCCAGAAUUUCUGGUGAUGACCGACAGCCAUAUACAUAAAAUGGGUAGUAGAGGAAGCAGAGGUUACUGGGGUGAGAGCCGCCUUUAUUUAACACAAUGUCCAUUCCCCGGCUCUUUCCACGUUAAGCAGACAGAUUUUCGAGAUAGAACCAGCCAGAAGUUGGAUUGGGACUGGAGGGCCAGGGGAUACCUACUUGCUGCUGCCGAGGCUGGGUGAUUGUGUCUGUAGUGCCUAAUGAUCUCCUGUCUGUCCCCGAAUUUCGGAGAACCUAAGCGUUAAACUUAUUUUAUUUAUGGAUUUGCCCAGUGGUGGCCCACCGGCCUGGACGAAGUAGAGGAGAGCCCCGGAAGUGCCGCUUUCAGCUCUCAGCGCCCGGUUCAAAGUUCAGAACCGCCGAGCUUCCGAGAGCCGCGGUGUUGCGAGAACAGCGGCUGGAAGGCGCCUUCGGUUGCCGGAACCUUUGUUUCCAGGCUGCGGGGACUCACGGGCAGCACGCGGGGCCACACCGGUAGCACCCGAGGUCUUCCGGGGAGAAGACUGGGCGCGCGGCGAUGGCGAUGGCAGCGGCGCCGGUCCUGAAGAACUGGCGCACUACGCUAGAACGGGUGGAGAAAUUCGUGUCGCCGCUCUACUUUACUGACUGUAAUCUCCGCGGCAGGCUCUUCGGGGAAAGCUGUCCGGUGGCCGCGCUUUCCAGCUUCCUGACACCCGAAAGGCUUCCCUACCAGGAGGCAGUACAGCAGGACUUCCGCCCCGCGCAGGUCGGCGACAGCUUCGGACCCACAUGGUGGACCUGUUGGUUCCGGGUGGAGCUGACCAUCCCGGAGGCAUGGGUGGGUCAUGAAGUUCACCUUCGCUGGGAAAGUGAUGGAGAAGGUCUGGUGUGGCGAGAUGGGGAACCAGUCCAGGGUUUGACCAAAGAGGGGAAGAAGACCAGCUAUGUCCUGACUGACAGGCUAGAGGCAGGAGACCCCCGGAGCCUGACCCUCUAUGUGGAAGUAGCCUGCAAUGGGCUCCUAGGGGCCGGGAAGGGCACCAUGAUCGCAGCCCCUGACCCAGAGAAGAUGUUCCAGGUGAGCCGGGCCGAGUUGGCCACCUUCCACCGGGAUGUCUACAAGCUCUUGGUGGAUCUGGAGCUACUGCUGGGCAUAGCCAAGGGCCUCGGGGAGGACAACCAGCGCAGCUUCCAGGCCCUGUAUACAGCCAACCAGAUGGUGAACGUGUGUGACCCUGCCCAGCCUGAGACCUUUCCGAUGGCCCAGGAUCUGGCCUCCAGGUUCUUUGGCCAACGUGGAGGUGAAAGCCAACAUACUAUCCAUGCCAUGGGGCACUGCCACAUUGAUACAGCCUGGCUCUGGCCCUUCAAGGAGACCGUGCGGAAAUGUGCCCGGAGCUGGGUUACAGCUGUGCAGCUCAUGGAGCGGAACCCUGAGUUCAUCUUUGCCUGCUCCCAGGCACAGCAACUUCAGUGGGUGAAGAACCACUAUCCUGGCCUUCAUGCCCGGCUCCAGGAGUUCGCCUGCCGUGGCCAGUUUGUGCCUGUGGGGGGCACCUGGGUGGAGAUGGAUGGGAACCUUCCCAGUGGAGAGGCCAUGGUGAGGCAGUUCCUGCAGGGCCAGAACUUCUUCCUGCAGGAGUUUGGGAAGAUGUGCUCCCAGUUCUGGCUGCCAGAUACAUUUGGCUACUCAGCACAGCUCCCCCAGAUCAUGCGCAGCUGUGGCAUCACGCACUUCCUGACCCAAAAACUGAGCUGGAAUUUGGUGAACUCUUUUCCCUGCCUGAAGCACCAUACCUUUUUCUGGGAGGGGCUGGAUGGCUCGCGUGUGCUGGUCCACUUCCCACCCGGUGACUCAUAUGGGAUGGAGGGCAGUGUGGAGGAGGUGCUGAAGACCGUGACCAAAAACCGGGACAAAGGACGGACCAACCACAGUGCCUUCCUCUUUGGCUUUGGGGAUGGGGGCGGUGGCCCCACUCAGACCAUGGUGGACCGCUUGACACGGCUGUGCAAUACAGAUGGGCUGCCUAGGGUGCAGCUGUCUUCUCCGGCACGACUCUUCUCAGCUCUGGAGAGUGACUCGGGGCAGCUGUGCACAUGGGUCGGGGAGCUCUUCCUGGAGCUGCAUAAUGGCACCUAUACCACCCACGCCCAGAUCAAGAAGGGGAACCGGGAAUGUGAGCGCAUCCUGCACGACGUGGAGCUGCUCAGCAGCCUGGCUCUGGCCCGCAGUGCCCAGUUCCUAUACCCAGCAACCCAGCUGCAGGAUCUUUGGAGGCUCCUGCUCCUGAACCAGUUCCAUGACGUAGUGACUGGAAGCUGCAUUCAGCUGGUGGCAGAGGAAGCCAUGUGCCACUACGAAGACAUCCGUUCCCAUGGCAACACAUUGCUCAGCGCUGCAGCCGCAGCCCUGUGUGCUGGGGAGCCAGGUCCUGAGGGCCUCCUCAUUGUCAACACGCUACCCUGGAAGCGCACGGAAGUAUUGGCCCUGCCUAGGUCUGGUGGAGCCCACAGCCUAGCACUGGUGACAGUUCCCAGCAUGGGCUAUGCUCCUGCCCCCACCUCACUGCAGCCCCUGCUGCCCCAGCAGCCUGUGUUUGUCGUGCAAGAGACUGAUGGUUCUGUGACUCUGGACAACGGCAUCAUCCGAGUGAGGCUGGACCCGACAGGCCGCCUGACAUCCCUGGUGCUGGUGGCCUCUGGCAGGGAGACCAUUGCUGAGGGUGCUGUGGGGAACCAGUUUGUGCUGUUUGACGAUGUUCCCCUAUAUUGGGAUGCUUGGGACGUAAUGGACUACCACCUGGAGACACGGAAGCCAGUGCUGGGACAGGCAGGGACCCUGGCAGUGGGCACUGAGGGUGGUGUGCGGGGCAGUGCCUGGUUCCUGCUGCAGAUCAGCCCCAACAGUCGGCUCAGCCAGGAAGUUGUACUGGAUGUUGGCUGCCCCUAUGUCCGCUUCCACACUGAGGUGCACUGGCACGAGGCCCACAAGUUCCUGAAGGUGGAGUUCCCUGCCCGUGUGCGGAGCCCCCAGGCCACCUAUGAGAUCCAGUUUGGGCACCUGCAGAGGCCCACCCACUGCAACACCUCUUGGGACUGGGCUCGAUUUGAGGUGUGGGCUCACCGCUGGAUGGAUCUGUCAGAGCACGGCUUUGGGCUGGCCUUGCUCAAUGACUGCAAGUACGGCGCGUCAGUGCGAGGCAAUGUCCUCAGCCUUUCUCUCUUGCGGGCACCUAAGGCUCCCGACGCCACUGCUGACAUGGGGCGCCACGAGUUCACCUACGCGCUGAUGCCGCACAAGGGCUCCCUCCAGGACGCUGGCGUUAUCCGUGCAGCCUACAGCCUCAAUUUUCCACUGUUGGUGCUGCCCGCUCCGGGCCCGGCGCCGGCUGCUGCCUGGAGCGCCUUCUCAGUGUCCUCGCCUGCAGUUGUGCUGGAGACCGUCAAGCAGGCGGAGACUAGUCCCCAGGGCCGCACACUGGUCCUCAGGCUGUAUGAGGCCCACGGCAGCCAUGUGGACUGCUGGCUGCACACAUCGCUACCAGUUCAGGAGGCUGUCCUCUGCGACCUCCUGGAACAGCGUGAUCCUGCUGGCCACCUGCCCCUUGGAUGCCCGCUUGAAGCUCACCUUUUCUCCCUUCCAAGUGCGGUCCCUGUUGCUCGUGCUGCAGCCCCCACCGAACUUGAGUCCCUGAGAGUGGGGUUUGUUUGUGGAAGGCUUUGGGGGCUCCUAGUUUCUGCCUCCCCAGCCUGAAGCAAGGAUGAGUCGCCUCCUGAACAAUAAAUCCUUGGCUCGGGAAUCCUGCUGGUA
Pteropus alecto (black flying fox) is the source of this 5259-nucleotide messenger RNA. It is a transcript of the gene MAN2C1, whose product is annotated as mannosidase alpha class 2C member 1. The record is from RefSeq and is a predicted model, not a curated record. Gene Ontology annotation, biological process: oligosaccharide catabolic process; mannose metabolic process. Gene Ontology annotation, molecular function: carbohydrate binding; alpha-mannosidase activity. Lineage: Eukaryota; Metazoa; Chordata; Mammalia; Chiroptera; Pteropodidae.